AUGUGUCUCGUCAAUGAUAUAUCGUUGGAAAUCACUGUCGUUAAUAGUGGCUCCGAGACUGUGACCGUACAGUCACGGGGCCAGCAGAAGUUCCUCGUCCCAUGGGGUCCUUCAGCUACCGAAACGAAUACCCUCGACGGUCGCCGCAGGGUCAUUGAUCAGUCAGAGCUGAAUCGUCUGCCCACAUCAAGUUUUCUCAUCGUCAAUGCCGCGACUGGUAAAAUGAUGCACAGGCAACAGACCAGCAUCUGCCAAUUGCGGCAUGCGAAAACCGACCUGAGAGCCAAGAUGGAUGAGUUGGUCACUUUGAAACCUGGAAUCCCAUUAGUCAGUUUAUUCGAUAUUGGACGCACGCUCCGAAGCCUUGAGGAUGGCCGAUAUAUAGUUCGGAUGCGUCCAAAGGGUUGCACAUGGUGGUGUGGUGAGCUGGAGAAGGAAGAGGGAGAAGGCGACAGGGUUCCCGCCCGUUUGUGGAAGGGUUUCACUGUUCCAAUCAUGCUGGUUUCAGAAGAUGAGUUGGACAUAACCAUCAAGGAUGGGAAAGUCGAUGGAAAGCCACGACUGAGGCUGGGAUCCAUUGCGCCUAACUUCCAGGCGAAGACCACCCAUGGCGACAUGGACUUCCACAAGUUCUUGGACAACAAGUGGACUAUCCUCUUCAGCCACCCUGCCGACUUCACACCUGUGUGCACGACUGAGCUUGGGGCCUUUGCGAAGCUCAAGGAUGAAUUCGAUGCGCGCGGCGUCCAGAUGAUUGGCUUGAGCGCCAACGACUUGAGCUCCCACGACCAGUGGAUUGCCGACAUCAACGAGACCUCCAACACCACCGUGCAGUUUCCCAUCAUCGCCGAUGCCAACCGCCACGUCGCUUUCCUCUACGAUAUGAUCUCGCAAGACGACCUCGAUGCGCUCCAGAAGAACGGCGGCAUUGCCUUCACGAUCCGUUCGGUUUUCAUCAUCGACCCAGCGAAGAAGAUCCGCCUCACAAUGUCAUACCCCGCAAGCACGGGCAGGAACACUGCGGAGGUACUGAGAGUUAUCGACAGCCUGCAGACAGGAGACAAGAAGGGCAUCGCUACACCCAUUGACUGGCAGAAGGGCCAAGACGUCAUCGUGCCACCCAGCGUCAGCACUGAGGAUGCCAGGAAGAAGUUUGGCGAUGUUAGAGAGGUCAAGAAGUACCUGCGCUUCACUAACGUCGGGCAAUAG
This is a messenger RNA of Alternaria ethzedia, 1209 nucleotides long. RefSeq lists its product as uncharacterized. Lineage: Eukaryota; Fungi; Ascomycota; Dothideomycetes; Pleosporales; Pleosporaceae. Gene Ontology annotation, biological process: cellular oxidant detoxification; cellular response to oxidative stress; cell redox homeostasis. Gene Ontology annotation, cellular component: mitochondrion; cytosol. The coding region runs from base 1 to 1209 and encodes 402 amino acids. The record is from RefSeq and is a predicted model, not a curated record. Gene Ontology annotation, molecular function: thioredoxin peroxidase activity. The transcript is spliced from 5 exons.